Parathielavia appendiculata is the source of this 1014-nucleotide messenger RNA. RefSeq lists its product as uncharacterized. The transcript has a single exon. Gene Ontology annotation, cellular component: cytoplasm. NCBI's taxonomy places the organism in Eukaryota, Fungi, Ascomycota, Sordariomycetes, Sordariales, Chaetomiaceae. Gene Ontology annotation, biological process: protein deglycosylation. The record is from RefSeq and is a predicted model, not a curated record. The annotation marks the transcript as partial. Gene Ontology annotation, molecular function: N4-(beta-N-acetylglucosaminyl)-L-asparaginase activity; beta-aspartyl-peptidase activity; asparaginase activity.
AUACACGCCAGCCCCCACCAAUCACCGAACCUCCCCUUCGUAAUCAACACCUGGGGCGGCGCCUUCACGGCCGCCACUGACGCAGCCUACCUCGCACUCACCACCAACCCUGACAAUCUCGAGCCACCCCCCACAGCCCUUGACGCGGUCGAGAUUGGCUGCACCACCUGCGAGCAGAACCAAUGCGACAACACAGUUGGCUUCGGCGGCUCGCCCGACGAGAACUGUGAGACGACGCUCGACGCCAUGAUUAUGGACGGCACAACCAUGAAGUCCGGCGCGGUCGCCGGCCUGCGGCGGAUCCGGGACGCCAUCUCGGUCGCACGCGCCGUGCUGGAACAUACGCGGCAUUCAUUGCUCAUUGGGGAUCUGGCGACGCAGUUUGCCGUCCAGAUGGGGUUCGGGCCGGAGGAGGAUUUGGCGACGGCGCAGAGUCGGGCACGAUGUGAGGAGUGGAGGAGGGGAGGUUGUAAGGGGAAUUAUUGGGUUGAUGUCCUGCCUGAUCCGGAGAUAUCCUGCGGGCCGUACCGACCGGCGACUGGGUUGGAAUGGUCGGGGGUAGGUGGCGGGGAGGAAGGGCAGGUCUCGCAUGACACUAUUUCGAUGGUGGUGAUUGAUGGUGCUGGGAGGAUGGCUGCUGGGACAUCGACAAAUGGAGCUGCUUUCAAGAUCCCUGGCCGCGUUGGAGACGGUCCGAUCGUCGGGAGCGGGUCGUACGUGGACGGAGAUGUUGGUGGCUGCGGAGCGACGGGCGACGGGGACAUCAUGAUGCGUUUCUUACCGUGCUACCAAGCGGUGGAGAACUUGAGGCGGGGAAUGACUCCAACUGAGGCUGCCGAGGAUGCCGUUCGGCGAAUGCUUAGAAAGUACCCCAAGACAUCGAGCGGGGUGGUGGUUGUGGACAACAAGGGCGAGCACGGCGCGGCAGGGUCAGGAUGGAUCUUUACCUACGCCUUUCGUAGGGGUCCUAUGAAUAAGACGGAGGUGGUAAGCAUACCUCCGUUGAGCAUUGGC